AUGUCUGAUUCUGCAGAACUGCAAGACUUUGAAGUGCUUUUAGAAGACAAUUUCAACCAUAGUCAAUUCGCUAGAGAACUUAUUAGAGCCAUCAACAACAAAUUCGACACUACGAAGCUGGACCUCUACACUCCAUUGAAGCAAGUAAACUAUGAUAUCGUUGAAGUAGAUAAGAGAAUUGAUCGAAUCAUCAAAGAUGAACCACUAAAGCUUCUGGAACAGCUUGACAAAAGGAAACUAGGGCGGGAAAAGGUGGGGACCACCUUGAAACCGAGUCUGGAUUAUCUCACGGCUUCAUUUGAAAGACUCCAAACAGCAGUCUUAGAGCCCUAUGAAGAUGCUUUGAAGCUACAGUCCGCCCUUGGAAAGAUCCAUCAGACCUCUCACUUGUUGCGGGACGCCUUGAUUUAUAUGCAUAUGGCCGCACAGGUAGAGUCGCUACCGCUACAGGUUAAGGACCCCUCGCGUGUGAGCCAUUUGUCGACAUUGUUCUCACAACUGCGCAUAAACUUGGAACAGAACCCGAACCUUAGGUCACUACAGUUGAUAAAGAAGCUAGAAGAGGGUCCACUGAGAGAGAAGCGUGGCGCCCUACUAAAAUACGUGUUAGAAACUCUGCUCGGGUAUUGCGAGGACAAUCAUAAGCUUAAGCAUAAUCUUCCCGAGGUUCAGAAGCUUCUGGUUACGCUAUACUCUCUAUCGCCGAGGGAAUUUUCCGCCGUUCUAGAUAAAGUGGCUCUUAAGAAGAUACAGGCAUCUCAUCAGGCGUUAACGAAGACGAUAACUGCAGUUAGAACUCUCAAUACAGUAAUGGAAGAUGUCGUAAGUAAUGGCGUUGCACUCCAUCAUUUAGAAAAGACACUGGAAGAAAUACCGCUGGAAACCACAACUCUUCACGCUGAAUACAUAUCCCGGAAGAAAUACUCAUCAAUAACAGCCAAUUACUGGAUACAAGUGGCGAACGCAUAUAAACGUGAAUUCGAGAUAUCAUACCGUAGGGGUGGACCAGUAGGAAAGUCGUUGUCAAAUAACGCUGUGUUUAUAAGGAACACUAUUACUGAAAGUAUGAAAAAGGGUUGGAAUAUAGAUGGGCUAAAAGAAUAUCAAGAAGCAUUACUCGCGUCUAUUUCCAUUUUAGAUAAUAGAAGGAAGACAUGA
Molecule: messenger RNA, 1158 nt
Organism: Eremothecium gossypii ATCC 10895
Lineage: Eukaryota; Fungi; Ascomycota; Saccharomycetes; Saccharomycetales; Saccharomycetaceae
Gene: COG5
Product: Golgi transport complex subunit COG5
Exons: 1
Coding region: 1-1158 (385 amino acids)
Biological process (GO): intra-Golgi vesicle-mediated transport
Cellular component (GO): COG complex
Source: RefSeq, marked provisional